Molecule: messenger RNA, 3519 nt
Organism: Cololabis saira (Pacific saury)
Lineage: Eukaryota; Metazoa; Chordata; Actinopteri; Beloniformes; Belonidae
Gene: ddx42
Product: DEAD (Asp-Glu-Ala-Asp) box helicase 42
Exons: 18
Coding region: 83-2839 (918 amino acids)
Molecular function (GO): ATP binding; nucleic acid binding; RNA helicase activity
Source: RefSeq, a predicted model, not a curated record
UGGAAACGUCGAGCGCACACUGAUGACGCAACCGCCUCGGAAUCUCAUCUGAUACAAACAGAGAAUCAUCUACCGCACAGCCAUGAACUGGAGUAAAGGUGGUCCGGGUACGAAGCGAGGAUUUGGCUUUGGAGGAUUUUCUCUUGCAGGAAAAAAAGAGGAGCCUUCUGUUCCUCAGAAAUCAGUCACAACAUUUGGUCCCCCUGGAUCAAGUGGAGGAUAUGGGCAGAGCCAGCAGCUCCCAUCAUUCUAUAAAAUAGGGUCCAAAAGAUCUAACUUUGAUGAGGAAAAUGCAUAUUUUGAAGAUGAUGAAGAGGAGUCCAGCAGCAACGUGGAUCUGCCAUAUAUUCCAGCUGAGAACUCGCCCACAAGGCAGCAGAUGCAGUCGGGCGGUGGCUCAGAUAGCGAAGAUGACCCGCUGGAUGCUUUCAUGGCAGAGGUUGAGAACCAAGCAGCUAAAGACAUGAGAAAACUAGAAGAGAAAGAAAAGAAGUCAGAUAAGGGAAUUCGUGAUGACAUUGAAGAAGAAGAUGAACAAGAAGCUUACUUCCGCUACAUGGCAGAGAAUCCCACAGCUGGCUUGACCCUAGAAGAAGAGGAUGAAAACAUUGAGUAUGACAGUGAUGGGAACCCGCUUCCCUCCACAACUAAGAAAAUCAUCCUGCCGCUUCCUCCUAUCGACCACUCAGAGAUAGAUUACCCACCCUUUGAGAAAAACUUUUACAACGAGCAUGAGGAGCUCAGUUGUCUUAAUGGCACUCAAAUGUUGGAGUUGAGGCACAAGCUGAACUUGCGAGUAUCUGGUGCUGCCCCUCCAAAACCUUGCACCAGCUUUGCCCACUUUGGUUUUGAUGAGCAGCUGAUGCACCAAAUUCGGAAGUCAGAGUACACUCAGCCCACACCAAUUCAGUGCCAGGGUGUUCCAAUUGCUCUGUCUGGACGUGACAUGAUUGGCAUUGCAAAAACUGGCAGUGGCAAAACGGCAGCUUUUAUUUGGCCAAUGCUGGUUCAUAUCAUGGAUCAGAAGGAGCUGGAAGCUGGAGAAGGGCCCAUUGCUAUCAUUGUGUGCCCUACAAGAGAGCUUUGCCAGCAGAUACACGCAGAAUGCAAGCGUUUCGGGAAAGCCUACUCGCUGCGUUCCGUGGCCGUCUAUGGAGGAGGCAGCAUGUGGGAGCAGGCCAAGGCUCUGCAGGAGGGAGCAGAGAUUGUAGUGUGCACUCCUGGCCGUUUGAUUGACCACGUUAAAAAGAAGGCCACGUCUCUGCAGCGAGUGUCCUAUCUGGUGUUUGAUGAGGCAGAUCGCAUGUUUGACAUGGGCUUUGAAUAUCAAGUUAGAUCUAUUGCCAGUCAUGUUCGUCCAGACCGGCAGACUCUUCUGUUUAGCGCUACCUUUCGGAAGAAAAUUGAGAGGUUGGCAAGAGACAUACUGGUCGAUCCUAUUCGUGUGGUGCAAGGAGACAUUGGAGAGGCCAAUGAAGAUGUGACUCAAGUGGUGGAGCUGCUGCUCAGCGGAUCAGAUAAGUGGAACUGGCUGACCCGGCGGCUGGUCGAGUUCACCUCCACUGGCUCGGUGCUCAUUUUUGUCACCAAGAAGGCCAACAGUGAGGAACUGGCUAAUAACCUGAUACAGGAGGGUUACAGCCUGGGCCUCCUGCAUGGAGACAUGGAUCAGAGUGAGAGGAACAAGGUCAUCAGCGACUUCAAGAAGAAGAACUUGCCUGUGCUGGUGGCCACCGACGUAGCCGCUCGUGGUCUGGACAUCCCGUCCAUUCGCACGGUAGUGAACUACGACGUGGCACGAGACAUCGACACGCACACUCACAGGAUCGGUCGUACGGGUCGUGCCGGAGAAAAGGGCGUCGCCUACACCCUCCUCACCAACAAAGACACCACAUUCGCUGGAGACCUGGUCAGGAAUUUGGAGGGGGCUAAUCAAGCCGUUAACAAAGAAAUCAUGGAUUUAGCCAUGCAGAAUCCCUGGUUCAGGAAAUCCCGAUUCAAGGGUGGCAAAGGGAAGAAGAUGAACAUUGGUGGAGGUGGUCUUGGUUACAAAGAGAGACCAGGCCUGGGGUCCGAUACCUCUGAACGAAGCAGCUUCUCUUCUUCCACCAGUAGCUAUGAAAGUUAUACCAAGCCAACUACUGGGGCAAUGGGGGAUCGUAUGUCUGCACUGAAACAAGCCUUCCAGGCUCAGUAUAAGAGCCACUUUGUGGCUGCGUCCAGUGGCCCUCCGAAGCUCAGUGCCAAGUCCAGCAGCACCUCUGGCUGGACGAGUGCCGGCAGCCUGAGCUCUGUACCGACAGAGGCUGCCAAUGGUUCAGAACGGUCUAAGGGAGAUAUGUUCUCAAUGGCGGGUUUCAUGAGCGCCGGCUCGCUGAGCUCCGUGCCCGUCGUUCCAACGAGCGUGCCGCACACUAGCCCUCCUCCACCUGCACCUCCCUCCCCGAAAGAGAGCUCACGGGACAGACACGGGGACGACCGCGGCCGCCACGAAGACCAUCGCCACAGCGUCAGGAGCGAUCGGCAUAGUGGCGAGGAUCGCCACGGAGACCGGGACCGGCGUGGAGAUAGAGAUAGAGAUCGGGAUCGCCACAGCGAUCGAGACCGCCACGGGGAUCGGGAUCGUCACGGGGAUCGGGAUCGCCAAAGCAGCAGCAGCAGCAGCAGCAGCCGCCACGGCGAUGCCCGUAACGGUGACGGAAGCAAGAGGGACAGAGAUGACUCGAGGGGUGAUAGGGAUGGUGGAGACAGGGGGAGUAGAGAGGGAAGGGACAGAGGAGAUGAUAGCUUUGCUGUUCCCGACCCACCAAAACGUAGAAAGAGCAGAUGGGACAACUAAAGGGGAAAAUAAGUCGAUGUCAUUGAAUAGUAUGUGCAGCCAAGUUACUGCAGUUCAUAUCAGAGGACGACCCAAGCACCAAACUGUAAGGAUUUGAUUUAAAAGGAGGGAGGAUUUGAUUUAAAAUGAACAGAAAGUGUACGGAUGGUCCUGACGGGUUGUUUAGGACUUCAUGAUGUGGAGAGAGUUCAACAGUUUGUUCAGCACAGACGGCUCAGAGAAAGUCAUUGUACAUAAACCAUCAAGACUGAUGUUCCUGUAAUUCAAGUCCAGCAAUAGAGUCGUAUUAAAUGAUGCUGUCAGUAAAAAAAAAAAAAAAAAAAAAUCUAAUCUAAGCUGUGUUGUUUCUUCUCGGAGCUCCUAACUUGUUGUAAUAUCAAAACUUGGUGUGUUUUUCCUUAAGAAUUCUGCUGAGUGUGUUUGUACCGUUGCAUUUUGUUUAUCUACAAAACUAAAAGCUUUUUUUUUUUUUUUUUUUUAAGGCACUGUUGUGAUUCACAGCUAGACGCACAUUAAAAACAAAAAUGUCUAUCCAUUUUUGAGUCAUGUGUUCGAGUUAUAGUGAAGUGCCUUUCCGUGGCAUGUAGUCUAUGUUUAACUGUUUUUCAAGAAACUUUUUUUGAGAGGACGAUCGCGUGUUUGUCAACACAAUUAAGCUUUGAUUAAAAAGUGUUCCUCGG